Messenger RNA from Folsomia candida, 3471 nucleotides. RefSeq names its product chondroitin sulfate synthase 2 (gene Chpf). Gene Ontology annotation, cellular component: Golgi cisterna membrane. The transcript has 7 exons. NCBI's taxonomy places the organism in Eukaryota, Metazoa, Arthropoda, Collembola, Entomobryomorpha, Isotomidae. Bases 330 to 2729 code for a protein of 799 amino acids. Gene Ontology annotation, molecular function: glucuronosyl-N-acetylgalactosaminyl-proteoglycan 4-beta-N-acetylgalactosaminyltransferase activity. The record is from RefSeq and is a predicted model, not a curated record.
AUGGUAGAGCUUAGGGACUGGGCACUGUGCACUGUCCGUGUGAUCGAUUUGAGGGGGAGGUAGGGGUCAAGGCAUCCUAUUCGUUCCAUGUAAUUAUAACACAGGUCACACUAAGGGGGUAGGGGUCACAUUCUCUGAACAUCGGUCACAUGCUUUAUGUACGGCCCCUUAAGAAAUUACGGGAAACGAAUUCUAAGAAAUCAGCCAAAUUUUCGUUCAAGGUUUGCUUCUGGUUCAGAGUAUCUCGCUCUGUCAGAGUCUCAGAGAAACAUUAAAAUUAUAUACAUUAUUGUCAGAAUACUGCUUCAUGUGUACAUUACGCAAUUAUUAUGAAUCUAUUUCCGUCAUUCAUUGUUGAUAAGCGUAAAUAUUAUGCCCAAACCUCAACACACCUAUUUUUAAUUGUGCCCAAAGCAGGAAAUGGAGUGCAUGUGAGUUCUAACUCGAUACAAGUCUUAUUGUUAGGUCUGUGUCUGGGUAUAACGUUCGGAAUAGCCUUAAUUCCUCUCCUUGAAUCGGAUUGCGAUUCUCCAGUUUCAACGGAACUUGACAAUCACGUUAUCCAGACAAGAAAUGGAUUCAGUGCAGAGUCUCGUCAAAAGUCUUCUUCAGCCGAAUCCUUCCCCAGUGCAAAAAUGUUAAGGCCACGAUUCUAUAGCACGGAAUUGGGCCUUCGCAAGAAACUCGUGGCAGGAAUUAUAGUCACAGAUUACGCACAGCAAGAAAAUCUAGUUGCAAUCAACAAAACUUUAGCCCCCUUUGUGAAUCAGCUCUUGUUCUUUGUGGUGGGUCAAGAAGCGUCUCAGAGAGCGAAAAGUCUAGGGCUUGGUGGAGUGGUCACACUAACAUUUAAGCAAAAUGGCGAUUUCAUUAGCCUCAUUGGUUCGUCUAAAUUGGGAGUGUCGCAUUACAACCAUGUUGGACUUAUGGCCAUCAAAUACCUGGGGGAGAAACUCACGGAUCAUUAUGAUUUCUUUUUCCUCGGUCUCGACUUCAUUCAUGUCAAUGGGAGAAAUCUUCAGAAGGCCGUAAACCAGUUUACCAUUAGUCAGGAUGUCUUCUGGGGUGAUUCCAGUGAGGAAACGGCCUGUAGUUUAGAGAAAGGAUUGGUUUACAGCCGCUCCAUUUUGCGCAAGCUAUCCGUGAGGUUGGAUCGUUGUUUCGUGAGCACUAUGCUUAAGGCGAAAGACAGUCUGAAAAAUUGUUACCAGUACACAUUUGGAUCUCUGCAAUGUUCAGAAACUCUGCAGGCGCAGAAAUUCGUGACCGUGUCCACAACGGAUGUGGACAAAUUCUCUUCAGCCAUAUCCAUCGGACCUGUGAGCAGUUCCAGCGAAAUGUACUGGAUUCACCUCAUAAUUUCAAAGAAUAGAGAUGAGAAAAUUGACGAGAAGAUUACGAAUUUGUCUGCAAUAUUGAAUAGAAUGAAUUUACAAGUCCCUGAGGGCUAUCAAACAACUAAUAGUUGGCCUCCCGGGAUUCCAAACCCGCACCGACCACAAAGUCGAUUUGACGUUUUGAAAUGGAAAUUUUUCACGUCCACCAACCUUUACCCGCAAGACGAUCACAUAACGGAUGUGUCUUUGAAAGGAGUCGACAAGAUGGACGUAUCGCUCGUAAUCAACAACUCUGCCCUUCAUUUGAGUAGAAUACGACAUCAAAGGGCGGAAUCAUUCUCUUUCCAAUACGGCUACAGACGAUUGGAUGAAACACGAGGUAUGGAAUAUAUUCUUGAUUUCUUAGACUCAACUGGAACACUGAUCAGGACUGAAAGUUUGCGACCAAUAAGCAAAGUUGAAAUCGUGCCCAUGCCCUUUGUUACCGAGAACAGAAGGGUCACAAUUGUGGUGCCAGUCACUUCCCAAGAUUUACAGUACAAUGAGACUGACGCAUUUCUUACCAACUAUUUUAACGCCGUGGAUAAAAAUUCAAAUAGCGUUGUGGUGAUAGCAAUAGUUAUGAUGGCGGAUGGGACUUUGUCACCCUCCGAUUUGGUUAAGUUACAAAAUUAUAAAAGAAUGAUAGCACUCCACAAUACGAAGCAUAACAGCAAAAACGACUCUGAUGUCGUCAAACCAUCAACAAUUCGAGCAGGUCAUGUUAUCGUAAAUCCAAGACAGUUGUUUAAAUCAUCAUCUCGUCAUUACACAUUGUCAGUGUUUGACAUGUUGUCAAAUCAGAUUCUGAGCUCAAAUACUCUAGUUCUGGCUCUUGAUGUGUUUGUGGAGAUAAAGGAGGAAUUUCUCAACCGUUGCAGAAUUAACACUAUUUUAAAUAGCCAGAUAUUUAGUCCAAUGCCCUUCAUAGAGUAUGAUCCCAAAGUAAGUGGGAGCAGGGUCAGCAAUAGCAGCAAGCCAGUAAAGUUGGAAAUUCACAAGUCGACAGGAUAUUUUGAUCCGGACUCGUUCAACUUUAUCAGUUUCUUCAUUGGAGACUAUUUGACGGCUCGGAAGCAGUCCAGACCACAACCAAGUCAUAGCAGGGCUUCUCAACCCAGUACAAACGGUAUUCUCCAGUUGUCUCGCCUAUUUCUCGAUGGAUCUCAAAAUUCUCAACUUCACUUUUUGCGUGCCCCUGAACCCACUUUGAUUAUUAGAUUUGACGACAAUCUGUACUCAAAUUGUUCUCAAGAAAAUCGUGAUUGUUUGAGGCGAAAGUGGGGUUCAAAAGCUUCACUCGCGAAGUUAAUUUUGGACUCUCAGAAGCCGAUGGUGGAUCAAUCGCUGUGACGCAAAAAUAAUGCUGCAAAGUAAUCUAAAUUCAUAUCUUUAUGUAUCUGCAUCAUUUCACUUUGUUACGUAUGAAAUCAGUAUUUUCGGACCUUUCGUCCUUACUACUUUCUAAAUUCAGCAAGAUGUAGGUUUGGGUAUGGGCAAACACAGGUUAUUUUUAUUUUAUUACUUAACAUUACUCUCCAGUUUCAGCUUGUGACAUUUUCAUAAUCGCAAGUAAUUUGUAACUUAUCUAGUUUCUUGAAUAGCUAGAAUAUAUGUAAGUAAUACCUUUUAACCAUUUACGUAAUUCUUACCAACUUUGUGAUCUUAAUUUCUUAUCAUAUUCUACGGUUCUAACAAUACGAUUGUAAUUUACGAUUACUUCUUUGGAUAAUAUCAUCAAUUUAUGACUACGAGUUACUACUGCGUGUCCGCAGUGCUCCUUGCUCUACCUGCAAAUAUUUGAACUACAACUGUACUACACAUAUUUUACAAUAUUAUCCUUCUAUUUAUGUAUGUAUGUACCACUCUGAUUUAUAAAAGCUCGGUAAAUUUAAAGCUCACAUUUGAUCUAAAGCUUAAAUAAUAACAAUAAUAUCUGUGAUACAAAGUAAAUAAAUUAUUUGAAAUUGUUGACUGAAAACUCUCGCGCAAACUAUUUACAGUUUUAUUCACUGAUCUGUACCUAUUUCCUUAUGAUGUAAGUAAAAAAAAGAAAUAGCGUAUACGGUUGAGUGCUGUGAUUAGCUUAAACGUA